GUUUUUAAAAUACAGAAGAAUUCUGGAUACGUGAAAAAUGUUUGUAAAUAUAUGAAAUAUAAAAAACGAUAGAACGUUGUUCUAGUACGUGCGAAAUGUAUGUAUGUAUGUAUACACAUAGAUAGAUAUCGAAUUAUAUACAUAUAUAUAUAUAUAUAUAUAUAUAUAUAUAUAUAUAUAACAGAUAGACAUAUACACGCUCGUUGUCAUCGAAUUCAAAAUCCUAACAUUGAACGCGUUAUGCUUUACGUAUUUUACCUCUACAAUUGAAAUGGACGAGAUUGGGAAAUGAAAGAGUGUGCCGACAACAGAACGAACAGGAAAUAUAUCGUGUAAUCGAAUUUCCGCAUUUUUACUUCUCGCGAAAACAUUCGAAUCGACAUAGUAUCGGAGGGAGAGGAAAAGAGAGAGAGAAAGAGAGAGAGAGAGACAGAUAGACAGACAGACAGACAGACAGACAGACAGAGGGAGACAGAGAGAGAAAGGAAUUCUUUUUUUCAUUUCAAACGAACGAAAAAAGUUCAUCCUUCUAAAUUCUAUCCGUCUAUCUCUCGUAAAACUAUUAUUUGAAUUUUUAUUCUAUUGAAACAAUUAUUGAUCCGAUAUAGCGUACAAUAUAUUUAUUAUUUGUUUUAUAAAAAAAUUAAUAUUGUUUUUGUAAAAAUAUAUUUUAUAUUUCAUGAUAAAGUAUAUUUUAAUAAAAUAUAUAAUCAAAUUAAAAAAAAAAUGUAUAUAUAUAUUGUAAUUUAUCUCUUUCUCUUUCUCUCACUAUAUAUAUAUAUAUACGUAUAUAUACAUACAUAUAUAGACACAAUUAUAAUUUGAUUAAAUUAUAAUGAAUUUUGUUCGAAAAAAAUGGAGCAUAAUGAUUCGAUAAAUUGUAAUAUGAUUAUAAUUCGAUACAAUACGAUAGAAUAUUUUUUAUCUGUUUGACGCAAAAAUGAAUAUCGUUCUUUUUAAAAUAUAUACGACUAUUACCUAUCCAUGCAUCCAUUGAUAUUACAGCUCGUGAUGAGCCUUAAACUCCUUCAAAAGCUUGCAUCAGUGAAUCAGUUCGUUUUUAUUUUCUGAAGUUUCCAUAACAAGUGGGUUUUUACGAGGUUGAGUUGUCAGCCUCUCAACACUCAACCCCUAUUAGUCGCCUUUUACGACAAGCAGAGGAUACUGUGGGUAUAUUCUAUUUCCCCUACCCACAGGGGGAGUAAAGACGAAUAUACAAUUUAUAAUUUGUUUGAUUAUGUUGAAUUUUAUUCAAAGAAAAAGAGAAAAAGAAAAAACAUUCGCUAAAGUCGUAUAAAAAUUUGAAAAAUUCUAACGAUUAAGUUAUAGUAGAAUAUAUUUCUUAUUUCUUCUAUAAAAAAAGAAUUAUUAUCAAUCUCAUAAAAUACAAUUCUAAUUACAAUUUUAAUCCGAUAAAUUAUAAUGAUAUUAUACAACGAUAUAAUAAAAAAGAGUAAAUUUUUUUCUUCGAAAAAAAAUUAUCAUGUAAAAGCAAAAAAGCGAUCGCUAUCUUAUCGCUAUUCUAUAGUUACUCCAUAAUUCUUCGAAUCUUAUUUACUUAGCCGUAAGUAAGUAAGUGUCUUGUUUUGUAACACAAUCGAUUUCUUAUUAAAUUUUAAACCAAUCAGAAUUACAAACGUUAAUACUUUUAUGCAAUAGAAAAAAGCGAAUAUAUCUUUCAUCCUCGGUAAUUUACUUACGUGAUAAGUUAGAUGCUUCUGAAGAAAUAAGAUUAAUCAAAAAAAAAGUCAGUCAUAUAAAGUCAUUCAAUAUACUGUCAUUAAUUAGUUAACACGUCUAUAAUUUAUUUAUUACGUUUAUAUUCUACGUUCUGUAAAAUCGAUAAUUGUUCGAUAAAUUUCUAUUUCGCAUUUUGCCAAAACUGCGAUAAUACAUUAAUAAGAAUAAAUUAUUUUCAUGGAAACACACAUGAUUCAUAAAUAAAAACGAUGUUCAAUUAUCAAAGAUAUACAUACGCACAUAUUUACACCUGUUAUUUUUUAUAUCUCUUAUCCAGCAAUUUCACACACGAUUAUCUUUGAUUCAAAUCGUUUUUACGAGAUGUCUCGUCGACUAUCGGAUAUAGUGAGAAUCGAUAUUGUUUUGUUUAUCUGACACCUAAACGAUCGAUUCGCAUGAGACCGCAUGUUCAUAGUUAGACGAGAAGAGAUUGUGCUUAAGUAUAAACGUGUUCUUGGAUAAUGGAAGAGAGUCAAAAGGAUUGCGGAAGUUUAGUAUACCAACAGAAGAUGACUAUUGUGAAAAAUCGAAAUUUCUGCAAAAACUGCAGAUCGAAAUUUGACGAAAAUAACAGCAUAUUUUUCAGUCGUUUGGUAAGUAUCUUUAUAGCAGUAAAAGAUGAAAUAAACGAGAUUCAAGUUAAAAAGGAAGAAGAGGAAGAAAAAAUAGAAGAAGAAGAGGAGGAAGAAAAAGUGGAAGAAGAAGAAGAGGAAGAAAAAGUGGAAGAAGAAGAGGAAGAAGAAAAGGAGAAAGAAAAAAUUGCAGAACAUUUAGAAAUUUCGAAAACUUUUAGAAAAGAUAAAACGGAGGAAGAAACAUCCGUAAAAGCGGAGAAUGAUUUUGACGAAUUUGUAAAUGUCAAAUUGAUAAAAGAAAUGGAAGAGAUAACGGGAAAAGAGAUUAAUGACGGAAAUAUCGAAGAUAAGAGUAUAAAUAAUGAGGAGCAAAGAGAAUAUUUAAAUGACGAAAAUUAUGAAAAUGAACUGAAAAUGAUAGAAAAAGAAAUUGAAUCUAACAAAGAAGAAAAAAAGGACGGAGUUUUGCAUGGAAAAAAUAAUGUUUCGAAAUUCCUCGAAAAUGUGGAACAAUAUAUAAAUGAUAAUGGUGUAUUAAAUGACAAGGAUGAUGAAGAGGAAUAUACGAUAAAUUGUCCUCAUUGCAAAGAAGAAUUACCAUACCAUGGUGAAGGUGUUACGAUUUGCCUCGAAACUUGUCGUCAUAUUCUUUGCAGGUAUUGUAUCUCCAAUUUAUUGCACAAAUUAAUAAACAAUGAGAUAAGUGAAUUAAGAUGUCCUUACAUCGAGGUAACACCAUGCAAUACGUUAAUUGAUGAAGCUGAAUACAACAUCGAAAUGUUGGUCCAUCCGAAUCUUUAUAAAAAAUAUUUAAUGUCAUUAGCUGAAAAGUUAGAAGACGAUAUCAAAAGUACAGUGUUUUGUUGCAAGACAUUUGAAUGUGAAGGUUGGUGUGUCAUUGAAGGUGACGAUGUGAAUUAUUUUUUAUGUCCCAUAUGUAAGAAAAAUAAUUCUGUACAUUUAAAUACUAAUGAAGAUGAAAAAGAAAUAUCAAAAGAUAUGGAGAAAUAUAUGGACAUGCAAAAUGAAAGAUACAACGAAUUAAUGUUAUUAAUGGAAAAUGACAGUGUACCAAAUUUUGAACCAUUCGAAUGUCCAAUAUGUUUAGUUCCUUAUAAUCCCCACGAAGGGUUAAUUUUGAAGAACUGUUUACACACAUUUUGCAAAAUGUGCAUUGCAAAUACCGUUUUAUUUUCUGAUUAUGCAGAUGUAAAGUGUCCGUACAAAGACGAAAAUUAUUCUUGCGAUGGAACGAUUCAACAAUGCGAAGUCAAAGCGUUACUAAAAUUGGACGAUUAUAAAAAAUAUUUACAAAGAUCGAUAAAACAAGCGGAAAGUGAAGCGGGAAAUUCCGCUUAUCACUGUAAAACACCGGAUUGUCCUGGUUGGUGUAUUUAUGAAUCAGAUGUUGAAAGUUUUAUAUGUCCCGUAUGUGAAAAAAGAAAUUGUCUUCUAUGUAAGAAAAUACAUAAAACAAACUGUAUAGAUGAUUUGUUAUCAACGGAAUCACCAGAUUCGCUGAAGUCUGACUAUCUCAUUCAAGAAAUGUUACAAACUAAAAAUGCACUUCCAUGUCCUACAUGUAAAACAGUCAUUAUAAAAGCAGAUGGUUGCGAUGCAGUUAUAUGCACUAUAUGUAAAACCGAAAUAUGUUGGCUAACACGAGGACCACGUUGGGGCCCUAGAGGAAGGGGAGAUACUUCCGGUGGAUGUAAGUGUAACAGGUUGGUUAAAUGUCAUCCACUAUGCCGCAAUUGCCACUGACUGUGUCUAUUAAAAAUACACAUUUUAUAUAUAAUAAAGCGUAUAAUUAGCUAAAAUGAAAAACAUAUUUUUUGUAUGUAUCAAUAAUAAAAAUGUGAAAAUAUAAUC
Vespula vulgaris is the source of this 4187-nucleotide messenger RNA. Its product is annotated as ranBP-type and C3HC4-type zinc finger-containing protein 1-like. Bases 2202 to 4079 code for a protein of 625 amino acids. Gene Ontology annotation, cellular component: LUBAC complex. The transcript is spliced from 11 exons. NCBI's taxonomy places the organism in Eukaryota, Metazoa, Arthropoda, Insecta, Hymenoptera, Vespidae. The record is from RefSeq and is a predicted model, not a curated record. Gene Ontology annotation, biological process: protein linear polyubiquitination; proteasome-mediated ubiquitin-dependent protein catabolic process. Gene Ontology annotation, molecular function: ubiquitin binding; ubiquitin-protein transferase activity.